UGUGGUUGCAAAGUUCCCGUCAAGAUUGUCGAGAACUACAACUCCCUGAGCGUACAGUGCCUGUCAUUACUUAGCUGUUUAUGGCGUCUGUUUGUAUGCGUUAUAGAUCUCCCCGCUGAUAUAUAGUCUCGAUUUCUUCAUGGUUGUUUUAUUUUGAUUGUCUGGCUUCGUCAUGGAGUGCGUCAGCAUGGAGACUGGAAAUCCACUGACACUGCUGCGCUUCGAGGCAGCCGUGAAAGUGAUCAAGAGUUUACCUCCGGAUGGUUCUUUUCAGCCGUCAAACGACAUGAUGCUCAAAUUCUACAGCUAUUACAAGCAGGCCACGCUAGGCCCGUGCACAAUCCCACGGCCUGGCUUCUGGGAUGCUGUGGGGAAAGCAAAAUGGGAUGCUUGGAAUUCACUUGGGGACCUGGCAAAGGAAGAGGCAAUGGCGGCCUAUGUGAAUGAGAUGAAGCUGAUCCUGGAGGGAAUGCCGAUCACGGACGAGGUGGAGGAGCUGCUGAAGGUGAUGGGUCCGUUCUACGAGCUGGUGGACGAGAAGAAGAGGAUAACGCAGAUAUCCGACCUGAGCAGUGGCUUCGGGACAAUGCUGUCUUCGAGACCGUCAAAGAGUGUCACCAAGAGCAUCAUCAGGAACCUGGAGCUGAACGGCUCUCUGGAGGGCCGGCCCACCAGAACCAGACCCGAGCUCCUGGCCGGGGAACCUGCAGAGGAAGAGGAGGAGGACGAUGAUGAGGAUGAUGACGAAGAGGACAAAGAAGAUGAGGAGGAGGAGGAGGCAGAAGAGGUGGAGACACACGAGGUCAAAAAAGACCAUAACUCCAAUAAAAAUGCUCCGUCGAGGAGAAGCAAGGGUCACCUGACCAAUGGAAAGAUGGCUAAUGGUGGUCCCCACCUGACCAACAGACCUCAACCCAAGGCUAAUCUGAACGGCCAUGACGGGCCCCAGGCCGCGGCUCACGUCAAUGGACACACUCACCCAGACCCCAGUGAGGAGCAGUCCGGUCUAAGUCCGGCCAAUGACUCCGACAGCGAGGUCUACUGUGACUCUGUGGACCAGUUUGGUCAGGAAGAGGGCUCCGAGAGGAACCGCAGCCCGCAGGACCUGGACGAAGACGAGGGCCAGGGCUCUCUCUCCCCCACGCCAGAGGGGGAGACCCACACACACCCGCCGGGGGAGCUGCCCGGGCCCGGGGAGGGGGUGCAGCGCGGGGGGGAGGAGGGGGAGGCCGGCGGGGGCAGCUCCCACAGACAGAGUCGCAGCGGGGACACGGCAGGGAGGUCCCAGGCCAGGGGAGGGAGAGGCUCCCGGCCACCCGGGGGCUCCGCUUCGGAGAGGCUGGGGACGGGCGGCUGGCACGGGGAGGAGGGGGACGGGGAGCGGUGGGGGGGCGCCGGGACCCCCGCCGGGAGCCUCAACGAGCAGAUCGUGGUGGCCCUGGGACGGCUGCAGGAGGACAUGCAGAGCGUCCUGCAGAGACUGCACACCCUGGAGGCCCUCAGCGCAACGCAGGCGAGGUCGAUGGCGAUGUCUCCUACGUUCGGGUCACCCAGAGUGAACAGGUCAAGCAAGCAGACCCCGUCCUGGUGGCCUUUCGACGUCUCCCCCGGCACGGUGGCGUUCGCGGUGGUCUGGCCGUUCGUGGUGCAGUGGCUCCUCCGCCUGUACCUCCAGCGGAGGAGAAGGUAACGCAUUAAAAGAAGAAUCGACUGAAGCGGUUUGGACCGGAACCCCCAUGGUGACGGCACGGACCGCCACAUUUGACCCGAGAAUCCUUUUUGCCGUGUUGGUUUGGGUAGCUAACAGCUGCCCCCCCCCUCCCCCACUACCACUACUACAUAGUCAGUAGCUUUUGCACUAGGAGUAUGGCACCAAACGACAAUAGACGAGUAGAAAAAGGGCGAGCAAGAGGAAGAGGGAGUCUCCUGGACUAAAUGUGGAAUUGAAGAUAGAUGAAUGUAUUGAAUGUAUUGAGGGCGACUGAAGGCCUGAAUUGUGUGUUUUCAAGAAGAAGGAUUUGUAUAGAAAGACUAUUUUCUUUGGGAAAGAAGGAAACCCUGAGAGGAGAGGAUUAUGGUUCAA
Gadus morhua (Atlantic cod) is the source of this 2083-nucleotide messenger RNA. It is a transcript of the gene acbd5a, whose product is annotated as acyl-CoA binding domain containing 5a. Gene Ontology annotation, biological process: fatty acid metabolic process; pexophagy. Gene Ontology annotation, cellular component: cytoplasm; peroxisome. The record is from RefSeq and is a predicted model, not a curated record. The coding region runs from base 173 to 1690 and encodes 505 amino acids. Gene Ontology annotation, molecular function: fatty-acyl-CoA binding. NCBI's taxonomy places the organism in Eukaryota, Metazoa, Chordata, Actinopteri, Gadiformes, Gadidae. The transcript is spliced from 13 exons.